AUGGAUGCACCAGCAGCCAACCCAGAGGGGAAGAGUGUACCACCUCCUGCUGAGAAUAUUCGGCAGCUUGAGAUCAAGGUCACAGACGGCAAUAACGAGCUUGUCUUCGAGGUCAAAGGAAGCACCAAGCUCGGAAAGGUUGUGAAGAAAUUCUGCGACUAUCAAGGCAAGGAUCCCGAAACAGUAAAGUUUCUUUUCGAUGGAGAGAGAAUCAGGGCUGGAGAGACACCAGACGAUCUCGAGAUGGAGAAUGACGAUAUAAUUGAGAUGAAGCCUGAGCAGAUCGGAGGCUGGUCGACAUAG
Cladophialophora carrionii CBS 160.54 is the source of this 303-nucleotide messenger RNA. RefSeq lists its product as uncharacterized. The record is from RefSeq and is a predicted model, not a curated record. Gene Ontology annotation, cellular component: nucleus. The transcript is spliced from 2 exons. Gene Ontology annotation, biological process: protein sumoylation. Gene Ontology annotation, molecular function: protein tag activity; ubiquitin-like protein ligase binding. NCBI's taxonomy places the organism in Eukaryota, Fungi, Ascomycota, Eurotiomycetes, Chaetothyriales, Herpotrichiellaceae. The coding region runs from base 1 to 303 and encodes 100 amino acids.